Messenger RNA from Aspergillus candidus, 1372 nucleotides. Its product is annotated as aldo/keto reductase family protein. The record is from RefSeq and is a predicted model, not a curated record. The transcript is spliced from 3 exons. Bases 243 to 1208 code for a protein of 321 amino acids. Gene Ontology annotation, cellular component: cytoplasm. NCBI's taxonomy places the organism in Eukaryota, Fungi, Ascomycota, Eurotiomycetes, Eurotiales, Aspergillaceae.
GAAUAGGCCUACUAGGCAACGACUCCAUUACGAUCGGUCAGCCGUUGUCAAAAUCCGGGGUCUAGAUGGAGAUUGAUUGUUAACCCCGGAAUUGUAGUGUUAGAGGGUCAAGUUAAAUAGAUCGCUAACUCCCGCUAUCCAAAACUUCUCUCCAACAAUUAGCCCCGCUUAAUUACAUUCUACUCUCAUCACUGAACUCUACAAAUAGAAAAUCGUUACACAGACACUUCGAACCUGCCACGAUGCCUUCAAUUAUUGGAAAAGAAAUCGGCCACACUGGCUAUGGCCUUAUGAGAAUGACAUGGGUCCCGCAACCUCCCCCAAUUGAGCAAUGUUUCGAAACCCUCAACACCGCUCUCGAGCUGGGCUCCAACUUCUGGAACGGCGGCGAGCUCUACGGCACCCCCGACUACAACUCGCUGCACCUGCUCAACAAGUACUUCACCCAGUACCCUGAAAAGGCCAGCCAGGUGGUCCUCAGUAUCAAGGGCGGACUGAAACCCGACGCGUUCGUCAUCGAUGGCUCCGAGGCCAACAUCCGCCGCAGCGUCGACGAGUGUCUCCGUUUGCUCGACGGGAAGAAAUCCAUUGAUAUCUUCGAGUGCGCGCGCCAGGACCCCAACACGACGGUCGAGCAGACGGUCACCAUUCUGGCGCAGUUUGUCAAGGAAGGGAAGAUCGGCGGGAUUGGCCUGAGUGAGGUUGAUGGGGCGACUAUUCGGCGCGCAGCCAAGGUCCACCCCAUCGCAGCCGUCGAAGUCGAGCUGUCCCUAUGGGACACCCACACCUUCGACAACGACGUCAUCAUAGCCUGCGCCGAGCUCGACAUCCCCCUCGUGGCAUACUCCCCCCUCGGCCGCGGCGUAUUCUCCGGCGCGUUCACCAACGCCUCCACGCUCCCCGAGGGCGACAUCCGGCGCUGGCUGCCCCGCUUCCAAGACGAAGCCAUGGAGCAGAACUCCAAGCUCGUGAAAGAGGUCCAGAACCUUGCUGAGCGUAAGGGUUUCGCUGCGACUCAGAUCGCCCUGGCUUGGGUGCUUAGCCUUAAUGAUAGGCCUGGGAUGCCGACUAUCAUUCCCAUCCCUGGUGGUACUACCAGGGAUAAGGUCAGGCAGAACUUGCAGGCACCUCGUCUGUCUGAUGCCGAUAUGGCUGAGCUUGAGGAGAUUCUGCAGCGACAUGAGGUGGUGGGGUCUCGGUAUCCCUAAAGGUUGGCUGGAAGAUUGACUUGUUCGGCUCUUGAAAAUUAUGAGGGGAUGGGAACUUCCUCUUCUACUAUGCCUUUUUCUUUUGUUUGAUUUGAUUGUAUAUUACGGUCCGUAGAGACCAUGAUUAACACAAACAAGAAUUCCACUCACGACAGAUUUAUUUG